UGCAUUUGAUGUAACUGAUAAUUAAGUUAAUAAUUUUCAAAUGUUUCCUGCGUUUGCUAUCCUCUUUCAGACAAUUAUAUAAAUACUGAAGCUUCCAACGCAUAUGAAAUGACGCAAAGGAUGUCAGUCGAAAAGCACAAUUGUUAGUUUAUUUCUGAAAAGAAAUGAAAAGAAAAAAAGCAUGAACUGUCUUUAAUGCGACUCAGACGGAGACAUUGACAAAAAAGAGAUGGCAUGAAUGACAUUAAGUUAUUAAAAUAAAUGUAAAAUCUAGAUUAAACCACCCGAGAGGGAUAUUUUGUGAAAAGUGAACUUGUGUGAAAUUCUUUGGAACAGGUUAAUACUUUUGUAGUUUUCUGGUAAAAACAUUAUCAUGUAAUAAAAUUAGCUCUUCACAUACCUCCUAGAAAAGUAAAAGGCACUUCAUUGUUGAGGAUGAAAUUCAUGGUGUUAAAUACAGUUAUACGAAGUUCUGAACAAAACAUGUAAAACAUUGUGUAAUUGUUCUACUAAAUGGCUUUUCUUACGGAAUUUAAAUCUACAAAUGAGAUAAAGAACUAGUUAAAGAAUAAAUGAAGGAUGAGGAAUCAGAGUAGAGUACAAAGCAGAUCCAUGCUGAAUGAAUUUGGUCAGGACCCUGUGAUGGGAGAGUACCUGUGUAUAGGGGACUAUAUAUGUUUGUACUGUGAGGAAACAGAAGGUUAUGUUUACAGUGAGCAGUCCAGUGCGACCGACAAUGGCCUGUGUAUAUACACAAAUCAGGACAGAAACAGACCGACAAACAUCCCUAAUCAGCAUGUGGUUGUGUUCCAAGUUUGUAUCCAGAACAGGUAUAAACUCAACAAAAAGUACAGAAAAUGGAUAUCUACGCUACAAGCUGACGGGGGUUUGGAGACUGGUGCCAAAGCCGCUCUUAAUCUGUCACGGGCAAAGAAAACUUUUCAGUCUGCUGCGGAGGCCGAGAAUAAUGACAAUGAGCUGGAGCAGAAAAGACAGCAUGGAAAACGUGUUCGAUAUGGCGAAAUUGUGCAGCUGAAGCACAUACUGACUAGCAAAUUUGUUCAUAUGAGCACAACUCAAACAAGCCAGAUAGACAAGAAUUAUAUGAAGGUGUCUUUGCACGAAUUCAAUGCUAAAAAUGCCCAAUUCAGAAUAUUACCUCGAUACAAAGUGAAAUCUGAAGGUGAAGUGGUUCAACUGUAUGAUCAGAUAGUGUUUGAAAGUGUUAAAUCCCCCGGACAUUAUUUCCAUGCUAGUGAACCCCAUCAGCUAGAUUACAAGUCACACGGAAUAAGUGCAUUUCCGCGAUCAGAAUUAAACCUUGGUGUGGAGCGGUCAAGCUUUACGCUGAUUGGUAGUUAUAGAGAGACCCUGGAGCAAGAGAGAUUUGUCAGGGGUGGUUCAGUUAUACGACUUUUCCAUAAAGAGCUUGAAGCUUAUCUUGUCGCAGAAGGUCUGUUUGAUGAAGGGGUCACGGAAGACGUUCAUUUCCGUAUACGUGUUAUUGACCAACAUAGACCAAAGACUCUGUCCCCAUCGACCUCUGGUAUCACUUAUUGGCAGAUUGAAGCCGAGCAUAGUAUACUGGACGGAGACGUUUUAAGAUGGGAACAACAAAUCCGCUUACGAAAUAUGCUGACGAGGCAAUAUUUGUGUAUAGACUCCCGCAGUGAAGUAUCUCUCAUCACAGACCCUGCUGAUCCUAGAACUGUUUUCAGAUUGCACUCUGUUUUAAAGGAACAAGACGAGAUACAAUAUGAGAGCUAUGCUCGGAUAGAACAUGUCCUUACCGGAUGUUGGCUUCAUGCUUUAAAAGACGAGGACUAUGAAAAAAGAGAAUUCCGUAGUAAUGACCAGGAAAUGUCCAUGUACGGAUUACGUUGGGACGGUGCUUCUACGAGAAAGGUAUCAGCAAGUGGUGAAAGCAUGUACGAUGACGCCUAUACGAUACAGAUGGUUGAGAAACAAGACGUUAUGAACUUCAAUUUUGUCGCUGGAAUGGUUCCCUUCCUGUUCAAUUUAAUUAAUGAUUUUCAGACAGGAGCGUCAUUAACCGCAAAGAAAACACAUGGAAUAAUUGCGGCCUUGAAAGAGCUGAAGUACUUUAUGACGGUUGAUGGACAGCCCGAUAAAGACAGACAAAAGUUAAUGAGAAAUCUCAGGGUUAUAGAUCUGCUUGUCCGGCUGCUCCAAUGUCCGCUGAAAGAUGGCGACGAAGAACCUCACAUGAUAAGGAUCUUUAAGGAGGCGUAUGAUGUCCUACAUGCAUACAUGAUUGGGAAGAGCAGAAAAAACGCCCUCUACUUUGCCAAAUAUAUCGACUUCUUCCAAACACAGUUUACUCAAAAAGGUGGUAUCGGUCUAUAUGUGGCACAGAUGAUUGUCGAGUUGAUACGAGACAAAAGAAAGAUUGUGGAUAGAAUAACAAAUCAUCAUCUAGACAUCUAUAUUGAUCUACUCAGAAAACAUCAGAAUUACAGAUUUCUUGACUUGCUACAAGUUCUGUGUGUCUGUGAUGGUGUUUCAAUACCAAACAACCAGACAUACAUCACAGAGAAAUGGCUUCGUUCGUACAAAGACAGCGUUUAUUUGACUGACCGAGGGCAGAACAUCAACAAAAGGCCGAACAUAGUAUAUGUUUCAACAAAUAAUACACAGUCAUGGUGUACCCUACAUGAAUUCGUGAAUCCGGACAGUGCGGAGUUUAACGAGGGACAAUACGACUUCCUCAUUCAUCAGCUGGAGCUCUUCAAGUCACUGACAUAUGGACGGAACGACUUUGCAAUACAUGUGAUAACAAGGGAGUUUGGCUAUUUGACGUGGGAAGACGCAUUUCUUUGCAUCACAUCUGAUCUUUUACCAGACUCAAUUCGGGCAAAGUACUGCGAACUUAUUAUAGGCCUGUUUGUUGACGUUGGAAACAAUUAUUCGGUGCUUGAUAACCCGAACAUAUGUUUUGUAUACGAGUAUGUCGGAUCAAAAGACUCAGAAAGAGAACAAAGUCAAUUCCAGCCUACGGCUGGAUCAUCCGGCAGUUCACAGGUUGUUAAAGACUUGGUGACUAUUUUUCCUGUGUUAAGAGAUUGGCUGGCAGAGUUCCUCAACAGUAACUGUGUAAUGACAGCCUCAGAUAUAGGCCAUAAUUUACUUAUUGAGCAGGUACUGAGAUUGUUGCAACAUUUGGUGAAGUUUGGAUACUACAGCGACAUUGAUGAUGUCAGACAUCUUCUGACACCAUUGCUCAGUCAGUUAGAUGGUAGGCAUGAUGUGCCUUUUCCAAAAGACAAGAGUAAAGGCUACUCCAAAGAGGGACAGAAAGCCGUCAACAAGUAUAGAGAGUCGGGAAGAUUUGAAACCAGCAAAGAAUCAGAGGCAAUAGUUAAAGCAAAAUACCAGGCAAUGGAGGUACUCGAUCUCCUACUGACGUUCCAGAGAAAUAUUCGUUUGAAGACAUUUGUUGAAAAGUUCAAAGGUGCGGAAGUGAGCUCACACAAAAAACGAGGUCAGACGUCCGUUGAGCCACUGUUAUAUGAGUCUUUCAACCCGAUAGAUACUUCAAAGAAAGGAAUCAGAAAACAAAGAGAGGUGUUAAGAGAUCUUAAAGAUAUGUUCCACGCAUCCUCAAUAUUUGAUAUAGAAAGUACCACCACAGUAUUGAUGGAUUUGUCUGAUUACAAAUAUGACAUGAUGGUGAUGAAAUCACUGGAUAUAUUGAAUAAACUUUACUCUUCUCAGAGUGACAUGUUCCGCCUAGCACUGGAAGCUCAGAUUUUAUUGUCACAAGAUUCUGCACGUGUUCAUCGAGAAGUACAAAGAAGUUUACCUGUGCUAAGACGACUGGCAAAACAAAAGUUAAAUGAUCAACAAGUGUUACUAAUGAGUGAGAUUCUAGAUGAACUUGCAGAGUUCUGCCAUUUGCCAAAAAAUCCCCAUGAGCCACAUUUCAUGAACCAAAAUAUAAUGAUAAGUCAUGGAAUCCUUGACAUUGUCCUUGAUAUCCUGUCGCAAGAAAUUGAUGCAAAGUUGUUGAAAGAGCAAUAUGGUGGCAUGAAAGUGAUCUUCCAGAAGACAUUAUACCUGUUGCAGUUAUUGAUCAGGGAAAAUGACAAUGUGCAAUUCAGGAUAUUUAACCAUCUUGACACAUUGCUAGAUGUCCAAGUGGUGCCAUCUGAUCUUGCUCUUGCAUUGAAAGAGGUUUUCAUCGCAAAUCAAGCAACCUGUCUCAAAGUUCAUCCCCAACAAAUCAAGAAAAUAGUACGUUUAGCUGCUGAACAUCAAAACCAAGCGUCUGAAUUUCUUGAUUUGUUAAAUGUGCUUGUCAAGGUCGAGGGACUAGAUCUUACCAUCAAAAGAAAUCAAGCUCUUGUGAUGAAAUAUAUCAUGCAGAAUUUCAAAAAAGCAGCAUAUGUUCUCGACCAACCACGGGAAUCUAGACGAAGCAAUUUAUCCGGUCCUUUACUAUUACCCUAUUGGGAACACAUAUUGACAAACCAAGCUGAAGAAGGACAUUUAGCCUACUUUGCCCACUUGGUGGAUCUUCUAGCAACAUGUGCCGAGGGCGAGAACAAGUUUAUUGAGUCGUUAUGCCAGACUAUUCUCCCCGUGGAGGAAAUUCUUUGGGUAAUCAAUCACCAAGACAUCGAUUGUAACAUCAAGAGGCCUUUCAUUAAAUUCAUGAUGUGGGUCUACAUGAAACCUGCUGAGAAUUUGAUUGAGAGUGGAGCAGCUGAUCUGCAACAUCACAAACAAAUCUGGGAUUUUAUUGGGACAGUUAUUGGUGAGAUCAAUCAGUUAUCCGAAUCCGUAAAAGGCAUGUCUGAUAGAACAACUGAUUUAUUGAAAAUGUCUCCGUCCAAGAGUGCCGUCGCGGUGUCAUCUGAUACAAGUAGUUUAAUACAUAGUGGAAUAUACUACAUCUUAGAAGGAGUAAUGCCAUUCUUAGAGGUAUUUUACACAUCAUUUUUCUCACCAGAUAAAGAUCUGUAUCCAGAUGAAAUAUUCCACACUGACAGCUUAGCUACAGCUUUAGUGGCAUUCUCUGAUGUAGUUGGUUCAAUGCUGACAAAUCCGGCUCAUAUGAAAUGUUUAGUUACCUCAGUGACGUCAGUUGUGACCUCAUCCAGUACUCCAAAAUCAUUACUGGUAACAGUGCUAGAAAAAUUCACAUCUGAAAUGAAAGUAGGGGACACAAAAAGCGCUGUUAGAAAGGGUAACAUGGAGUAUUAUGCCGCUGAAUUGGAGUUAAAUGCCAAAUUUCACACAUUUGCUCAGAACAGCAGCCGAGUCCAUGUUGGUCAUAAUACAGUACAACAGCAGUUAAAGUCUAGCAAGUCAAAGAGAGAAUACACAGAGUUAGGUAGUAAUGAAGAACUGCCUCUUGGUGAAGAGUUUCAAAAUCUAGUCAAGUGUUUUAUAGACCAAAAAGAGAAGAAACCAAACAAAAGAUAUGCAUUGACAAGAAAAUUAUUGGAACAGCUAGCAAUAGGGGCGUGCAAUUAUAGAAGCAGAAAUAAAAAGUCAGGAAUAUCGGCAAAGAAGAUCCGCUUUGCAGUGUCGUCAUCAAGAGCUCAAGAAGAACUGGACGUGAAAUGUUUACAGAUUCUGCGAACUCUAAUUCACAAUGAAGAAAGAAAACUACCUGAUGAUUGGACAAGUUCUGCUGUUGAUGCAAAAGUUAAAAAACAACUAGCACAUAUUAAGGAAAUACAAACAUCAAUAAAUGCGCAUGAUGUAGUUAAUAAAGUACUUCCUCAUUUGGCGAGACGUAGUGACGCAAUAGCGCGUGAAGUUCUAGCGUUUGUCAGUAUCAUGCUCUUUAACGCAAACAGAGAAGUGCAACAAUCGUUACUCGAUUACUUCUUCUCAACGCGGGAAGAGGUUUUCUUCAUGGCUGUCAGAGAUAGAAUGCAGGUGUCUACAAAUUCUAUCAAAGAAAAACUUUUCAUGAUCAAAAAAUCAAUGAGGAAUGCUGGGUAAAUAUAACAGUCGGCUAAGUUAGUUGAAUGGCUAUAUUGAUUAACUAGUUCUUGUUAACAAGUAUGAAUGCUCAGUUUGUGCCAAAUAAAAUCUUCAAUGUUGAUGGUUAGUAUAAGCCAAUUUCAAAUAAAGUCAAACAGGUCAAUGAGCACCUGAUUACUUGACAAUAUGUUACAGAAUAUACAUGUACAUCAAUUGGGAAAACUAUUUGAUUGCUGUUUUUGAUUGCUGUUUUCGUAUGUUCUAGUGUAUGUUAGAAAUGUCUCAACAUAACUUCAAUUCUUCAGCCAUCUAUGGCUUACAUUUGGCACAAACUGAAAAUAAAACUCUAAUUACAGGUGGCUGUGAUGCAUCAAUUAAGAAUGUUUAGUUUAGAAUGUUAUUAUAUUUUAGUUACAGUUGGAUCGGAACGGCUUCAACCCUUCGUUUUGUAACGUUUUUCGUGAGAUAUUUUGUUGAAUUUAUCUAAGGCAAAUUUUGCUCGAAGAGUAAAGUGUUAGUAUAUGGCACAUGUUGUAAUCUAACAUCGGCUUCUCUCAAAGAUGUGAAGUUAUUUUGUUUGUAAAUGAAACAGGGCGGAAUAAAUUACAUUGCUCCCGGAGAAGCAACACUCUCAAGUUUAAUAGUUCUUGAUAUAAUUUUCAAGACAGAAUAGAAUGGGCAGUUAACCUUUUAAUCACAGAAAACGUUAACGUACUCUUAAAGAUUUUUCCAUUGAGAAAUGUUUAUUGGAUUCAGUAUGAUUAUGUUUGAACAUUAUUUUUUUGUUUCAUUUGUUACAGUAAGAUGCACGUUAUUAAACUGUGAAACCACAUAUUUUAUAUCAUGUUAUUUAAUAUUUAAUAUCUUGUUGCUUAGUGCUUUCUAUUGUUACAUCAUUGUUUUCCUUUUAUCUUCUUUCUUUUUUAUUAUUAUUUACAACUUUUUUCAUUCUUUAUAGAUUUGUUCUGACUUUUAUGUCCUGAUUGAUUUGUUUUCUUUUACAUUAAAUGCCUGGACGACAAUAAUAUUUUCAUUUUGAGAUUUU
Ruditapes philippinarum (Manila clam) is the source of this 7003-nucleotide messenger RNA. RefSeq names its product inositol 1,4,5-trisphosphate receptor type 1-like. The transcript has 54 exons. Gene Ontology annotation, cellular component: membrane; endoplasmic reticulum. Lineage: Eukaryota; Metazoa; Mollusca; Bivalvia; Venerida; Veneridae. Bases 580 to 5976 code for a protein of 1798 amino acids. Gene Ontology annotation, biological process: calcium ion transmembrane transport. The record is from RefSeq and is a predicted model, not a curated record. Gene Ontology annotation, molecular function: inositol 1,4,5-trisphosphate-gated calcium channel activity; inositol 1,4,5 trisphosphate binding.